This is a messenger RNA of Nezara viridula (southern green stink bug), 3613 nucleotides long. The record is from the annotation of a GenBank genome assembly. Lineage: Eukaryota; Metazoa; Arthropoda; Insecta; Hemiptera; Pentatomidae.
ACUUUGUGUAGACUGGUUGGGCGGAGGUGGCUUCCUUAGGAACAAAGCUUGGUAAAUUUCACUACCAGGUAUGCUCUCAUGUGAUUGUAGGCAAAAUAAUGGAGAAUCCCAUCUGUUUCGAGAAUCAGGAAUUUCGUAACGUAAAUGAAGAGCAUCAAAACAUUCCUUUGAAUAUCUUUCGCCUUCAGGUCUCCUCACAUUCCAUUCCCAUGCUUCAUCCUUGGUACAUAUCGUCUCAACAGUCACUUGAGUCGAACCACUGUUCUUAGAGGCACAAUAUAGUUCGUACCUAUAACCUAAAAAUUUAUGUAGAUUUAUUUAUUUUAAUAGGAUUAACAAUUUAAAUAAUUCUUACCUUUAAUAUAGUUGCCAGCAUCCAAAAUCACAACAUUGUUCGGAGUUAAUAACCUUAGAGCUUCUGAUUUCAGAAUGCCUCUUAGUUCCUUUUCCUUUUGUGGAUCUAAAUAAUGCACAGAAUUAAUUGAAUGAGGAAACAGUUAUCAUUACGACAAAAACAAAUUACCUGAAAAUAAAUUGUUCUUAUGAAGUUCUUUGUUGUUUAUUAUGUCAUUUUCUGAAACAAUAUGAACUUUGACUUUAUUGACAUCUUGCAAAAACUCUUUAAUCUGAUUCGCCCUGGUACUUUUGCCUGUGGAAGGUAGUCCAGCAAUCAUUACAAGAGGCAUUGUAAACUCCCAUAAAAUGAAAUUUGUUUUGACUAAAUAAUAACCACUACAUGAAAGUUACUCGUGAAGAUAACAGAUGAGGAGGUAAUAACAUACCUGUGCCAGCAAAUAGCUACGAAGUUCAGUUUGUAUCAUUUGUUAUCUUUGAAAAAAAAAAUAUAUUCACAUGUUAACCUUAAGUAGUGUAGUGUCAAAAUUAAAUAAUUUAACUUGUAUUAUUUAUGAAACAGCCAGAAGCAGUAUGAGGAUAAAUUUACUUUACAAAUAUGUCUUCUAUUAAACAACAGAGUAUAAAUAAACGCCUGAAUGACUUGGAAAAUGAAUUGAAGGAACUUCACGAGCGUAUUUUUAAAAAACGCUACCCAUUUCAUAAGGAUAAUCUGAUAGUUCACAAAAAAGUGAAUUCCAAGAAGGUUCAAAAGAAACGAGCUCUAGUUUUGGCCGAAAAAAAUACUGUGAAUCAUAGUCCAGAACAUUUGAAUGCAGUUGAUUCUGUCAAUAAAAUUCGUACGCAUGAAAAAGAUGUAUUUUGCACCACGACAAGUUUGACAGAUAUUACUAGCUUGUCUUCUGGUUUGGAUAAAGUGUUUCGUUCAAUCGCAAACAAUGAUAUUUAUCACAAUCUUCAAGGCUUGCAAUCGGCAGACCAAAUUUUACCCAAGAAGAAAUCUAAAUUCUCAUUCAAAAGAAAUGAAGAGAAUGGACACAUCAACAGAACGAUUAGUAGCCUCCUUAAAAUGAAACCACAAAAACUAGUAAGAGGAGAAAGUUCAGAAGCAGCAUACAAUCCUUCAUUACUGUACGUAACUAAGAAAGCAACUCCCAAAAGUUUAUCUGUAGAGGAAGAAACAGAGGAUCAUAUGCUAGAUCUGAAGCUGCUUAAAGAACGAAUUGAAAGUGUUAAAAAGAAAUUAAGAGAUGAAAGGGCUCAGAGAGAAAUAGCAGAGCGAACUAUUUCUGGAUAUCGUAAAAGAUUGGCUAUAUUAGAAGGAAAAGCUGGAAAAACUGAAGGACAAGAAAAUCUACAAAUGCAACCAGAAAUUCCAUUUUCAGAUUUUAUAAUUUCAAUACAAAAGCAAAUUAAAGAUGGACACAACACAAACCAUAAAGGUGAUAAUAAUGUUGGCGAGGAAACAGGAAAGACUUUAGCUUCAUUGGAAAAAGAACUGAAUGAAGAACGUGCCAAAAGAUUAGAAGCUGAAAAAAUGGUCUCAGAACUAAAAAAGAAUCUAGAAGAAAGUCAGAAAAUUGUUACGAAGUUGGAAGAAGGGAGGAAAUUGGCAGUAGCUAUGGCAGACCAAUUUCGGGAAAAAGCGACAAACAAUGAUUCUCAAGAAAUAAAAAAAUUAAAAGCUGAAAAAGUAGCUCUUGAGAUGGAACUAAAGUGUACUAAAGAAUCGAAGGAAGUUUCAUCCGACUUAGUCAAAACUUUGGUGGAUCGUGCAGAACGGGCUGAAAAGGAGCUGAUAGAAAAAAUGAGGCAAUGUAAUGAUUUCAUAGCCAAGAGUUCAUUAAAUGAUCCUGAAGUUGUGAAAUUAAUAGAAAAGCACAAAAGAGCUUAUGCAGAGCUUCAACAUGAAAAGAAAAAGAAAGAAAUGGAAUUAAGGAAUCGUUGCAAUGGACUCCUCAAAGAAAUAGAGGCUGCUACUAACAAUGCUGACAAGAGGUAUAGAGAAAUUAGUGAGAUAUAUAAUCAAGCGCUUAUAGAUUUAAAGAGAAAGGAAUCAAUAAUUGAAAAAGUUGAAAAAAAGAAAAUAGAAUUGGAGGAUGAACUAAAAGACCUAAAAAUUGAAUUAGAGGAAGCAGCUAAAAAAAACAAAGAACAACAAGAACACAUUAAGUCAUUAAAAGAUGCAGUUAAACGCAAUGAUGACCAAUUUGAAAAAACUAAAAAAGAAAAGGAAUAUUCAAAAGAACAAUAUGCCUCUCUUGAAGCACAAUAUAGUAAAUUACAUAAUUCAAUAAUAGAGCAAGAUAAAGUCAUAGAGAAUUUAAGGGCGGAAUUAGAGAAGGAAAAAGACUCUGUAAAAAUAAAAGAUAAAAUGCUUAAUGAUCAGGCAGAUACAAUAAAAUGUUUGAGAAUAGUAGCAGAUAAUACUAAGAAGUCUCUGGAUGAAGAGAGAAUCAUAAAACACCAACUAAUGGAUGAUCUGACUAUUUCAAAAAACUCAAAAGAAAAAUUUCAAUCUACAAUAGAAACCAUGCAAAAAAAAAUGAAAGAAUGUGAAGAACAAAAGACUCAAGACAAUAUAUUUUUAAAGCAACUAGAAUAUAAGGUGCGUCAAAAGCACAUGGAAUGGAAGCAACAUAUUGAUCAACUAUGCCAAGAAAAGGAAAAGGCUAUUCAAACAGCUAGAUUUGCAACCGAAAAGCUUGUCAAAGCAGUAAAUGAUUAUGAAAGUAAACUGAUUGGUCAGAAAAAAAUUCAAGGAAUUCUUAACUCAGCAUUAAAAGAAAAGAAUUAUCAACUUGUCAUAGCUAAACAGCAGGUUCAAGAGCUGAAUGAAGAAGUUUGGAAAUCAGCGCAAAUGACUGAAAAAGUUCGUGAUGAACUUCAAAUGAAACUGAAGAAAGCAUGCGAAGUAUGCACUGAUAUCAUUGAUUCACAAAUACCAUUAGGAAGUUAGUACAAGAUUGUAAUGAAAACUGGGAUAUAACCUUCUUGAUGGUGUCUCCUAAUUUCCUUAACUACAAAAAAAAAAAAAAGAUGUGAUAGAAGAAUGAGAAGAUAAAGGCAAAAAAGGAGGUGCCCAGUUGAUGAAGACAAAUCUGAUGAAAUUUCUUUUAAAAUUAUUUAUAAUUUAAUGUUUUAAUGUAGUUUACAUGACUUAAUGUUGUUUCUUGUUUUAUUCUUCAUUUAUAAUCAUUCACUGUGAUUAUUAUUAUCUAAUGAAUUAAUUCAAUAAACAAAUUUGCAAAUUAGAUCU